Sclerotinia borealis F-4128 is the source of this 555-nucleotide messenger RNA. The record is from the annotation of a GenBank genome assembly. NCBI's taxonomy places the organism in Eukaryota, Fungi, Ascomycota, Leotiomycetes, Helotiales, Sclerotiniaceae.
AUGCCGCCACUCACAUUCCUUGAUCUCCCAGGAGAAAUCCGUAACCAAAUCUACCAUUUACUUCUCAUCGUCCCACCUAUCUCAGCACCCCGUCCUCUAGGAAGUGACCCCCCAAUAUAUCCUCAAAUCCUAUCCGUAUGUCGAAAAGUCCACGAUGAAGCCCAACAAAUCCUUUACGGUAGCAAUGUCUUCAUAGCCCACCCAAAUCUCCUAACGGGUCUACCGCGCUUGCGUUGGAAAUAUGAUACUAUCAGCUCUUCACGGUUGAUAUCAAUCAUCAACAAAUACUACAUCGUUGUGCGAUUGGAUUGCGAUCCCAAUUUCUCUGCAGUGAAAGCAGAGGAUGCUUUUAAUGGAAUGGAAGAAUUGACAAUAAGGGUUGAACAAUCUACGUACAGGGGCUCCGACUAUGAAGUAUUGAGACUCUUUGAGGGUGUGAGAGAUUUGAAGAAAGCAAAAGUGUAUGGGAGUGUGUCUGGAUUCCCGGCAUAUGUUGAAUGGUUGCAGGAUGUAAUGAUGAUGCCAAAGGAUGCUGAUAUUACUCCGUUUGAAUGA